Molecule: messenger RNA, 2737 nt
Organism: Drosophila yakuba
Lineage: Eukaryota; Metazoa; Arthropoda; Insecta; Diptera; Drosophilidae
Exons: 1
Coding region: 2140-2319 (59 amino acids)
Source: RefSeq, a predicted model, not a curated record
UUCGUACCAUCGGCGUUAAAACACAUGUUCAGCGAUUUAUUGCGGGAGUGUAAACUAAUCUGAAAGAGCAAAAACAUCAACAACAACACCAGCAUCAUAAUCGUCGGCAAAGCAACAACAACGCCACCAGAAAAUUUUAACACGUUGACGCUUUUUCUAGUGUUUAUCGCGAGCGGAAAAGCUUACUAAGCGCGUAACAAGAACAAGCGAGACCCCGAAAUCUUUUUUCAUCUCGGUCUUUGCGUCUUUGAGUGUGCGUGCCAAAAUUCAAAUACGUCAUCGACGCGCGCAGCGUUAGAACGAAAGGAAAGAAAUAAUUGAUAUACAUAAAUGCCAGCGAAAGAUUGAAUUCAAUUGCAGGAGCAACAAAAAGCCAAACAAAUUGAGGAAAAAAGUCCCCCCACCGCACAGUGACAACUUCAAUUAAUUAACUUGUUAUUGUGUAGUAGCGUAGCAGUCCGCUUCUUGCCAUUCACCGCGAAACGCAGGCACACAAAAGAACGUGCAAAACAGCUGGGACUCGGACUGAGAGUAACGGAACGUCGAGCAACAAGUGCAGCAGCAGCAGUAGCAGUAGCAACAACAACAACAACAUCAACAACACAAAGCCCUUUCAAUUGUGGGAGAGAGAGGAAUAUGUGUCUGUGUGCACUCCAAUAAAUACGAAGACAACGGCCACUUUUGUUGUUGCCACAAUCAAUUAGAGUGAUAGCACGCGGCAGAGGAAAAGCAGCGCCGCAGCAGCAUCCGCAUCAAUUUGCUGUCAGCAUCUGAAUCUUCGGGUCGGCAUUAUUCCGAAAAGUGUGAGUGUGAGCGUAGUUGCUCCCGUUCCGCCUCCGUAAUCGCAAGUGCUUGUUGUUAUUGUCGCAGUCGUCUGCGAUCCGCGAACCGCGAUCUUUGCCUGUGUUUGUAACGGCGACGUCGUCUUGAUUGGAACGCUCUGUUUCUUGACUUUUUUCGUACUUUUUUAAUUCCGAAACUGGUGUAUCUGUAGUUUCCCGCUAACGGCGAAAAUUCACACAACUCAUUGAUAUUUUAACCUCGUGUCCGCGUUGGCUGCCGCUCGACCAAGGUUCUGCCACACAAAAUGCUUGUCUCUUUGGGCUUUUCGAAGCCUCGCUUCGUCGGAUUAAAAGUGCUCCUCUAGCACGCUAGCAAGUCCGGCCACAUAAACAAGAAAACCAAAAACUUGAAAACAUAACCCAUUGAAUUGGCAGAAAACGUUAUCACCACCCACCGAAUCGUACCGUUAUCGUUAUCGCGAAACAGAAUCCACAGAUAAAAAACGUUCCGUUUCGCUUCGUCGUAAAUACAGUGCUAAAUCGUGUGAAAUAAACUAAAAUCGCUGAAAAAACAGCCUAAUUUGUCUAAUGAAAGCCGAGAGCAUUUGUGAAUAAUUAGCCCCGAAAAAAACCUGUUCGCAGUCACCGCAAAAAUUAGGCUCCAAUAAAAAGUGACGAUCUAAGAAACUGGCAUCUCGCCCGCUUGAUAUAUAACACCCCAACACAAACGUACAUUUCGCGAUAACACCUAUACUAAACAAAAAAAAAGAGAGAAACCAAAUCCAGCGAAUCAACUUCACAGUAAAGUCGCAAAGUCAGUGCAAGCCAGAGCUAAAUCGUCGAGCAAACCGAGUAGUUGUGCGUACAUCCAGUCGUUAAAUCGCAAAAAGUCUACGGAACCACCCCCACAAUCGCAAUCAUAAUCUUGUGCUAAUACGAUCAGAAUAAUGUCAGCAUUCUGACAGUGUAUAACAAAACAAAGUUACAUAAUCGCCGUGUAAAUCCAAUUUUUUUGGAAACGAACCCCCACAAGUGCCCAAUUGGAAUGUCGAAUAUCUGACAGCGACCAAACAAACAGCGAAAUCAGUCGAAGCCAAACUCAAAAGGGAACCAACUGCAGAAGGAAAGCAAGCGCAGCCUGUUAUCAGUGAAAUAUACACACAUAUAUAUUCGAUUUCAGCGUAAACAACUGCUAUAUAAUGUCCGUCGCCAUCUGACAGUGGUCCAAACAACCAGCACAAAGAGCUAAAAGUAGCCGCAACCAGUGACAAGUUUCACCAGAGCUAGUGAGACCUGUACUGUAGAACCAACCCAAGACACUUAAGCUUGCAGCACGGGCAAACAAAUUCAGCGAUAAAUGGAGAAAUCUGAAAUACGACUGCAACGCAUGUCUAAUGAAUAUCAGUCGCAAUCGAGCUAUAUGUAUCUCCGGACCAAAAUGCUGUUAAAAAUCGAGAACACCCUACUUCGAAGCCAUCGUCAGCGCGAGACCACCGGUAUCAAGAAACUAUACAAUUCGUUUUUCGUAUUGUUUUAAUUUGCCCCCCGGCCAGUCCCAAACCCUCUCAAAGGCCCCAAGAACACAAAACGCACAAUAGCCACCUUUCCAAUUCCACUCAACUGUGAGCCAAGUUAAAAAAAUUUACAAGAAGCAAGUUAUACAUGUUUUAAAUAUACAUUAAAUAUAUAUGAAUAAACUAGAGAUAUUAUUUGGUUGUUAGUAGAACUCACGUCAAGUGCAUAUUGUUAGCCCUCGUAUAUCCAAAGUGCUGUGCGACGAACGAACGAACGAUUAAGUAAGUGUGUCAUAUGAGCAUUUUGAACAAGCCAAGCCAAAAUGUUAGCCUAAGCAAGUAAUCAGUAAGUGUCGGUCGAUCAAUAUACGGUUUCUACUUCGAAUAUUACUAUUACCAUCAAUAACUUUUGUUGCAUUUCGCAUUGCACUAAAAACUUGA